Molecule: messenger RNA, 3221 nt
Organism: Panonychus citri (citrus red mite)
Lineage: Eukaryota; Metazoa; Arthropoda; Arachnida; Trombidiformes; Tetranychidae
Exons: 16
Coding region: 106-3021 (971 amino acids)
Source: RefSeq, a predicted model, not a curated record
AUAAAUAAUGAAAUAUUUUAUAUUGAUUUCUAAUUAAAUUCAUUCACUAUUCAACUGCGUUGACAUAUUGACACAUAAAAAUCAUCAUCAUAAUAAACAUUGAAAAUGUUUCCCUUAUUGUUAAGUGUUUUUUUAAUGAUUUCCUCUGGUAAUUCAGCUACGAUCUCUUCAUUAAUGGACUUACCAUUAACUUUACCAAAGGGUAAUCACAUAAUUCACGCGACAUUAAAAGAUCAGAAUACUGGAGAUAAAUUUUCGAUGAAAGAGUUUAUUUCAUCGACAUCAACAAUUAACGGGAUGAUUGUGGUUGAUACGCCUAAGGAUACAUUCAAUGUUUAUUACAAUUCAAAGGAUCCAAACGGGAAGGAUAAUUAUGAACGACAAGUGAUUAUGGGUAUCGAUUGUUCAUUGUAUAAAUAUAAAUUUAGUUCGUAUUUUAAAAAACUACCUGGAGUUAGUAAACAAUUGACAAGCGUACUAAUUUCUAUGGGACCAUCGAUACUUUAUCGUUUUGCCCACGGUUCAUUCAUUUGGGAAAAGAGUGCGGAUAAGAUUGUCAGAGGUACCACGAUGAAAAGUUUUAAAACUCAAAUUCAUCCUAAAUUGAAUAUCACUUAUUACUACAAAUCUAAUUUGGAUCAGCAAUCAGGUCUACAAGCACCGAGUCGAAUUUUUUUCAGUGGCAAAGAUCUAUCAUAUUCAGGGUAUUUGCCGUCAGAGCAUUUAAUUUUGGAAAUUUAUUUACAGAAAAUGGACUCAAAAAGUGAUUUAUCCAAAAUCGUCAAUCCACUUCCAGGACUCGGUUGUCCAGCUCACUAUCAAGAUAACUUACCGAUUCCAAAUCUGAAUUUCCAUCUCGUCCAUAUGAUACUUUCCGAGACAAUUACUGGUCCAACAACUACGAAAACUGUUAGCGAGAUUUAUGCUAAUGAUAAACUCAAAUUGAUACGUCUGAAAACAUCGCUUCUUGGUAUUGAAACGGAAGCUCUUUAUGAUUAUUCACUUGGAAUAGUUAAUAUGUUUCAAGAUGGCGGAUCUUGUAACAUCCAAGCAGCAGAAAAAACAUCACCCGGUAUCAACCAAUGGACAAAUAAGUUUAGUUUGAAAACAUUAUUCCAAUUAGAUGGACAAUACAAUUAUCUGGGUAAAAUGUAUCUUAAAUAUCGAUCUGGGCUCGUGGUGAAAGCAUGGGAAUCGGUCAGCUAUUAUGAUAUUGUCAAUUCAAAUAAAUACGAUAAAGUUGUGACUACUCAAUAUUUCACUGAAACGACAGAUAAUAGUGCUUUCAAUGGAUACCUGAUUGUUGCAACGAUCAUUAAUUGUUAUAAUUUAGAUGCUAAGAAAGAAAAGUAUCAACUUGUUGAAGUUAUUCAAAGAGAUUAUUUGGAUUUCCAAGUUGCUGAGUCUGAAUCUGAAUUUCAUGAUAAAUUCUCAUUGAAUGGGUGUAAAUAUUUCACCAGUGACAUGACACUUAACUUUCAACUUGGAUGCAAAGAACUGGAUUGUAUCAAAUUCGCUCAAGAAAAUGUGUACGCAUUGAAAGAGCGUUUCAGAGAGGCGAUCUGUCGAAGAUUUGACAUUAGCCCUUUACGACUCAGUACAAUGGACGUUACUUUCAGUACAUCAACGAUUGAUAUAAGGAUCGAUUUUCUUGAAAUACCAAAUCUACAAGGUCUAUUUUCACCCAAAGUAUAUUUUGUCAAUGAUGAAACAUUAAAGGGAUUAUCACGAACUAAGUCAGCAAGCGAAACUGACUGUUUAAGCCGAUUAUCAACUAGUUUGCAAAAUUUUGAUAUUGUACUGUUUUGUCAAGAAGGUAAUAUCUGUGGUACCAUGAAGGGGAUCGAUAAUGUCAAGGAAGAUAAUGUAAAAGGUGAACCCUGUCGAUUGUAUCAAAUACCGUUGCACAAUUUGUACCGAUUGAGUCGAGAAAUUUCAAACAAAGAUCUUCAGUCCCGUUUGCUAAUACGUACGGCUUUCAAGAACAUCUCAUUGACCAAUGAAUUCAUGAGGCCAAUUAAUUACAGCAUAAUCGAUAUACUAGAUGAGACUCGAGACAGAACUGACCAUUCGCAAGAUCUUUUCUAUCUUUCUCAUGGUGCUUCAAAGUUACAAGUUGAUGAUUCUAAUGUUGUUGUGGUGCCGAAUGCGAAAACAUAUGGUGACUGUUAUCGAGCUUGUAAGAAUUCAGAUGAAUUGGAAUGUCGAACUUUAUCUUACUGUUCAGGGGAGAAAGAAAGUGAAUGUGCUGUUACAAAUAUGACCUCAGAAAACGCUCCAAUUGAUGUGACCAAGAGUGACACGAACUGUGAAGUUUAUGCUAAAAAUAAUUUACUCGAUUAUUCAGUGAUUGUAAAUCGACGAUUCAAGUCACCAUCUUCAAUCUCUUUGGAAUUAUAUGUUAGUCAAUGUGCCUCAGAAUGUGCUUCAGAUCCAAAUUGUUUUUCUUUCCAAAAUUGUGGUCGAAAUUGUAUUUUGGGUGGAUUUUAUACCGAUUCCAGCACCGAAUAUGAUUCUUAUUGUGAAAUUUACAUUCCUAAAGUUUCAAAUAAAUAUCAGUCCACAGGACGAAAAAUUGUAUCGGAAACUUUUCAUGUCGAAUUGAAUUUGAAUCAUGAUCAAUGUGCCGCUUUGUGUUACAGUUGGGCCGAUGGCCCGGACUCUUGUCAAUCGUUCAAUUUCUGUCCUGACGGUCGAUCAACAAGUACUUGUUCUCUAUCCAAAUACUCAGUUGAAGACUCGAAUACUAAAACUACAGAAUCAAAAAGUUGUUUCAAUUACAAACUAAUUGAAAAUUCGAAUAAAAAUAAACAAUCAAAUCCAAUCGUACAAAAAGGUACCAGUGGAUCAGCAGCAUUUGGAAUAAUCUUGAUUUUCUUGGCCACAGGUUUCAUAUUCGGGGUUGGACUUCCGAUUGCAUAUUCGAAAAUGCGAACAUUGUCAAGUCGAAGUGCUCAAGGUUUAAGAAGUGAUCAACGUUUCAUAUGGACACGACAAAUGGAUGAUGAACCAGAAAACUAAUCGAGUCAACUAAUUGCCAAAUUCACCUGUUAUUAUUUUAAUCGAACAAAAUCAAUGAUAAUUUAAUUGUUAAAAUGACAAUCGAGACUAAAUAAAUUGAACAUUUUAUUUAUUGAUGGUAUUGACCAAUCAAACGCUAGAUAUAAAUGAAUGUUUAUAUGAUUGAUUAUCUUGCAAUAAACUCCAUUGUUAUAAUAGCU